GUGUCAUUCACGCACGUUUUCUCAUUCUUGUUUUGGUUUGCAGUCCUUGUCUUUGGCGCUGAGAAAUGCUCAAAGUCGCCUUGUUCCAAUCUCGCGGCCAUCCCGGCGACGUAGCUGCGAACGUCCAGCUCGCCAAGGACACGCUUGCUCAGGCGCGCACGGCCGGCGCCCGGCUGCUGCUUCUGCCCGAGCUAUUCUUGAGUGGCUACCAUUUGCCCGCGGACGAGCUGCACGCGUGUGCCAGAAACCUCGAGUCCACGGAAAUCCAAGAUCUGCGCAACGCGUGCCGGGAUGCUGGAUGUGGCAUGGUGCUCGGCUACUCGGAGCUCGCAGACGCUGGCCAAGUGUACAACUCCGCCAUGCUGAUUGAUAGCAAGGGCGAAAUCCAACUUAACUAUCGCAAAACGCACUUGUAUGGUCCGGAUGAAAAGGCUGCAUUCACGGAAGUCCCUGCGGCAGCGGCAACCCAGUCGUACACGGCGGUUUGCAAGGAUUUCGAGGGGAUUCCCAGAUUCAACGUCGCUCUGUUGAUCUGCUACGACGUUGAAUUCCCAGAGAUUGUCCGCUCUGUGUGUCUCCACGGCGCAACGUUCGUGGCCAUCCCAACCGCCAACUUUUGGACGGGCAUUCCACGCCGAGUGCUCCCCACCCGCGCCAUCGAAAAUCACGCUGUGAUUGCGUACAUUAAUCGUCACGGAAACGAGCGCGGCUUGCAGUUUGGUGGUAGCAGCUGCAUUGUCGGGCCGGACGGGGAAGACUUGCUUCGAGCGGCAGACGACGAGGAGCAGCUGCUCUUUUGCACCGUCGAUUUGAACAAGGCCGAGUACGUUCACUUGCGCAACGUGAAUCCCUACUUUGCAGACAGAAAGCCCCAGCUCUACCAAUGGUUGACUGAUUCAUCGCUGCCAAAAUAAACGAUCAACGCCGUUGAGAGCGUGGAA
Molecule: messenger RNA, 941 nt
Organism: Capsaspora owczarzaki ATCC 30864
Lineage: Eukaryota; Filasterea; Ministeriida; Capsasporidae
Product: carbon-nitrogen family hydrolase
Exons: 3
Coding region: 66-914 (282 amino acids)
Molecular function (GO): N-carbamoylputrescine amidase activity
Source: RefSeq, a predicted model, not a curated record